Molecule: messenger RNA, 4435 nt
Organism: Brachypodium distachyon (stiff brome)
Lineage: Eukaryota; Viridiplantae; Streptophyta; Magnoliopsida; Poales; Poaceae
Product: PH, RCC1 and FYVE domains-containing protein 1
Exons: 10
Coding region: 756-3932 (1058 amino acids)
Molecular function (GO): metal ion binding
Source: RefSeq, a predicted model, not a curated record
CAAAUGUGAUAAUUACAUGAUUCAAACCGGAAUACAUUCUAAAAUGAUAGAGCUUGGAGGAAAAUCUAAAUCUAAUUCUACGAUCAAAUUCAUCCAAACAUUCAACCGCGUCCAACAUUCAAAUGUCAGAAUAUCAGAAUUCUUGAAGUUUGAGAAAAUGUAUGGUCAAACUCGUUUUGACAAUAAUAUUGGUGACCCCUCACCAAAAUUAUUUUCAAGAGGUCUAUUUCAUGGCAGGACCCGAGACUCGACCGGUUCCCAUUCGUCCAUGGUCCAUCCAACGGCUGAAGAAAUCCAGCGAUUUUCCUCUGCUAGAGUUAGAACUUGGGAGGACCAACAGCGUCCUCCUCCUCCUCCGAUCCGUCCGUUUCCCGCGUCCAGCGCCGCCGAACCCUCCUCUCCUCUCGUCGCCGCGCCGCCCAUGCGUCCUCCCGCCACCUCGAGGGAGCCAUUCCCUCCUCCCAUCCACCGGAUUCGCGCGGAGUGGACAGGAGACCCGCCCGGGCUCACUGAUUUCCUUUUGGUCGGUGGUGCGGGGAUUCUUCCUCUACCUUCUUUUCUACCUCGCAGUUCCGUAAAUGCCCCACCAUUGGCGACCUCGCCGCCGGCGACGGGACGCAGCUACCCGGUCCUCCGCCCGCCGAAGCCUCCUAUCCUAAGCGACUUGGAUUUGCUCCUCCGAGUCUGUGUUGUUUAUCUGUGCAGAUACUGGUGAUCAAGAGGUGAAAAUAGAAUGGUGACCUGUUGCUGUUUAGAUGACACCAGAUGAUAAUUCCAUUAUUACUUUGAAGAAAGGCAGCAAGCUUAUCAAGUAUAGCCGGAAGGGAAAACCCAAGAUCCGUGAGUUCAGACUUUCUAGUGACGAAACAAUAUUAGUUUGGUAUUCGAAACACAAGGAAAAGUGCCUCAAACUGUCUGCUGUGUCUAAAAUCAUUCCUGGACAGAGAACUGCUGUUUUUAGGAGGUUUUUACGCCCUGAGAAGGAUUACCUAUCAUUUUCUCUGAUAUAUAAAAACGGCCAACGUUCCCUUGAUCUGGUUUGCAAGGAUCAAGCUGAAGUUGAAGUGUGGUUUUCAACACUUGAGACACUGAUUACGUCAUGUCGUGUAACUGAUUGCCAAAGUGAUAGAGUAUCAUUUUCCGACGAAGUGACACAAUAUCAAGAUAGCAAUUUGUAUGGUACAACAGUAGAUAUUGCCUCGAGUAUUACACGCACUUUUAACUCAGCCGGUUAUAGCACAGCCAAUUCAUUGAAUUCUUCAAGAGCAGAUGUUGGAUCAGACCGUGCAAAUAUGCUAAGAGUAAGUACGGGAGACAGCAGUCGGAUUAGUAUUUCCAGCAGUAUCCCUAGUUCUUCCAGUCAAGGUUCUGGACCAGAUGAUAUAGAAUCCCUUGGUGAUGUUUAUGUGUGGGGUGAGGUGUGGACUGAUGUGAUCCCUUCAGAAGGAUCCUCAAACCUUGUGUGCUCCAAAACAGAUGUUUUAAUUCCUAAACCUCUGGAAUCAGAUGUUGUCUUGGAUGUACAGCAGAUAUCAUGUGGUUCGAGGCACAUUGCUCUUACUACCAGGCAAGGAGAAGUAUUCACAUGGGGUGAAGAACUUGGUGGGCGUCUAGGUCAUGGAACGGAUGAAGAUAUUAGUCGUCCCAAACUUGUUGAAUCCUUAGCAGUCUCUAAUGUGGAAUAUAUUGCAUGUGGGGAGUUUCAUACUUGUGCUGUAACAGCCUCUGGUGAUUUGUACAAUUGGGGUGAUGGUUCUUACAAUGCUGGAUUGCUUGGGCAUGGUAUUGGAGCUAGCCACUGGCUUCCAAAACGAGUGUCAGGGCCUUUAGAAGGGCUUCAAGUUUUGUCUGUUGCGUGUGGCUCAUGGCAUUCAGCACUUGCUAUGUCAAGUGGAAAAGUAUUCACUUUUGGUGAUGGGACAUUUGGUGCUCUUGGACAUGGGAAUCGUGAAAAUGUUGCAUAUCCGAAAGAAGUAGAAUCUUUGAGCGGAUUCAGGACGAUGAAAGUUGCCUGUGGCGUUUGGCAUUCCGCAGCAAUUGUGGAGACUACUAGUCAGACAGGUGUGAAUAUGGUAUCCAGGAAGCUAUUUACCUGGGGUGAUGGAGAUAAGAACCGCCUAGGUCAUGGGGAUAAAGAGGCUCGGCUAGUUCCUACCGUUGUUCAAGCCCUUGUUGACAAUAAUUUCCAUCAGGUAGCUUGUGGGUAUAGUAUGACUAUUGCCCUGGCCACAUCCGGUCAUGUUUUCACAAUGGGUAGCUCUAACUAUGGCCAGCUUGGGAAUCCAAAAGCUGAUGGUAAACAACCCUGCCAAGUACAAGACAAGUUGUCUAGUGAGUUGGUUGAAGAGAUCUCAUGUGGCUCUUACCAUGUUGCAGUCUUGACUUCACGAAGUGAAGUGUAUACAUGGGGUAUGGGGGCCAAUGGAAGGCUGGGACAUGGUGGCAUUGAAGAUAAAAAGAAGCCAACUAUUGUUGACGCAUUAAAAGAUCGCCAUGUUAAAAGUAUAGCAUGUGGUUCGAAUUUCACGACAUGCAUUUGCAUACAUAAGUGGGUUUCAGGUGCAGAUCAGUCUGUGUGCUCGGGCUGUAGGCAACCAUUUGGUUUCACAAGAAAGAGACACAAUUGCUACAAUUGUGGGCUUGUUCAUUGCCAUGCAUGUAGUUCAAGAAAGGUACUGAAGGCUGCUUUGGCACCAACUCCUGGCAAGCCACAUCGUGUAUGUGAUUCAUGCUUCAUGAAACUGAAAGCUGCAGAUAGCGGGAGUAACAGUCCAUAUAAUAAAAAGAGUGUCAUUACUCGUCGCUCUGUUGAUAUCAAAGAGAAGUCAGAGAGGCCAGACAUAAGGCCUUCAAGACUUGCAACGGCAGCACCAGCAGAGCCAAUGAAGCAUGCAGACACAAAAUCAGUUAGAAACGAUGUAAAACCUGACCCUACUACCAUGGCUAGGGCACCUCAAGCUUUGUCAGUUCCAACUACUGUAACCAAGCCUAUGGGAAUGGGCAUGGGAAUGGGAAUGGGAAUGGGGAUGGGUAUGGGGAUGGGGGGCAUGGGGGGCAUGGGGGGGAUGGGGAUGGGAAUGGGAGGUGCCAUGCCUAUGGGAAUGGGACAAAUGGGAAUGGGCAUGCCUAUGGUUUCACCAGCUCAACCGAAGAAGUCAAACCCAUCUCCAGCAACCGUAAGUCCUCUCGCCAUUAAAAGUGACACUAAAAGUGACACCGAUGGCAUGAAGAAAACUAUUGAGACACUGAAUCAAGAACUCUCAAAGUUACAAACUCAGGUUACUAAGUUAAAACAAAAGUGUGAAGUCCAAGAUGAGCAACUGCAGAAAUCAGAAAAAAGAGCCAAAAGUGCUGCCUCUCUAGCUUCAGAAGAAUCUGCCAGGCGCAAUGCUGUGUUGGAUUUUGUUAGGUUUCUUGACAGUGAGCUCAAGGGAGUUGCAGAUCAGGUGCCCACUGAAUUUACUGACAGCAUCAAAACAUUGCAAAGCCAUUCAGAGAAGUUUCUUACUGGACAAUGUAGUCAUCCCCCAGAGGGCAUUCCUGGACAUGACCAGCCUCGCCUCUCCAGUGGUGGACUGCAUGAAAUCGCGCACCACAGGUCAGCUAGCAUGGGUAACCUGGUACUGUCCCAAGAUGGCAGUUCUGCUGCUGGUAUUUCCAUGACAAGUGAAUCUCCAUGCCAUCGACUGAUGGAAAGCAACGGGAGGGCUCCAGGUGACUUUGCACCAAAGUAUGGUACUCAUGGCGAAGUGCAGCUGAUUGAGCAAUUUGAGCCAGGAGUUUAUGUCACACUUAUCCAGAUGAGAGAUGGCACCAAAGUAUUCAAGCGUGUCCGGUUCAGCAAGAGGAGGUUUGCUGAACAACAAGCCGAGGAAUGGUGGAGGGAGAACCAAGAGAGGGUGUUCAGGAAAUACAACCAUCCACCUAAUUAACUAGGCUCCUCGAUAUUGUUCACCCUUGGUGCGUUUUGUUUCGGAUGAGCCGUCAGGAGAUGAAUUGCAUAACGAGGACCGUUGAUGCUCGGGACUCUGCGUUUUUCCUGGAGCGUUGCCUGCUGAUGCUGCCUCUGAAGAUCCUGGCGACUGUUUGCUCUUUUGGUGUUCACCUUUGUUUGUUCGUUUAAUUUUGUUUUGGUGUUUUAUUUCCAUUCCCUUGAGCCUAUUUUUCUGGGAACAUGUGCUCAGCUGGGAAACAUUACUUCCCAGUGAGGUAAACUAGCUUGUAACGAACGGUGUAAUUACGCGGACGAAUAUUCUUCUGGCAAGUAUGUAUAAAGGAAUGUAAGGUAAUAAGCCCGCCUUUUAUGCGCAUCUUAAGGUUGUUUGCGACCUACCAGCUAGAAAUACCGACCGCCAGUUUUUACUAGUCACCACCUGUUGUUUAUACCACAUGUUUGAUUUGGCGUGAGUGAGCAGAUAUGAAUAUUCUCAUCCAA